Messenger RNA from Sclerotinia sclerotiorum 1980 UF-70, 159 nucleotides. RefSeq lists its product with no specific name. The record is from RefSeq and is a predicted model, not a curated record. NCBI's taxonomy places the organism in Eukaryota, Fungi, Ascomycota, Leotiomycetes, Helotiales, Sclerotiniaceae. The transcript has 2 exons. The coding region runs from base 1 to 159 and encodes 52 amino acids.
AUGGGCAAUGCUCGUCUAAUGUCAUUCAUGUCACAAACAUCUACUCGUCUCAGUACCUUCAUAUCUCUUGGCUUGUCGUGGCUUGUCGUAUGGAAAUCGAAUCUGGAGCCGUUAAUUUUCCCGACUGUUUUUUUCGAUUGCAUGGCUAGCUUUGGAUAA